Bufo bufo (common toad) is the source of this 2479-nucleotide messenger RNA. It is a transcript of the gene CHEK2, whose product is annotated as checkpoint kinase 2. Gene Ontology annotation, biological process: protein phosphorylation; mitotic DNA damage checkpoint signaling. Gene Ontology annotation, molecular function: ATP binding; protein binding; protein serine/threonine kinase activity. Lineage: Eukaryota; Metazoa; Chordata; Amphibia; Anura; Bufonidae. Bases 139 to 1689 code for a protein of 516 amino acids. The transcript has 15 exons. The record is from RefSeq and is a predicted model, not a curated record. Gene Ontology annotation, cellular component: cytoplasm; nucleus.
UUGAAAAGUUUCCGCCCAUUUCUGACGUCGCUGCCGCUGAUUGGUCGACCGUGCUUGACUUUGAAUGGCGGCAAAAGAGGAGCUCGGUAUCUUCCUGUUUAUGCGGCAGCUCUGAGAUUCUUUAAGUCCUGAGACACAAUGGGGGAGUCCCAGCAAUCCGAGCAGUCUCAAGCCACAUCCAGCUCUUCUUCCAGCGCCCCUCAGUCAUACAGCCAGUCAUCCUCCUCCGGCUCUGGGACUAUGAGCUCAUUGGAAACGUUACCAGUGCAGGAUAUUGCAUCAGUUCCGGAUGAAGUAGAGGAUAAGGGUUCCCAACCGUGGGGUCGACUCUGGGCACUUGGAAAGGGAUUCUUGAACCAUGACUGUGUGAAUGAUGAAUAUUUAUUUGGAAGGGAUACACAGUGCGAUUACACCUUUGAUAGGCCAAUAAUAAAGCAUACAGAGAGAUACAAGACCUACAGUAAAAAGCACUUUCGGAUUUAUAGGGAAGCUGGAUCUGGUCCGUCUCGUGUUGCUUAUAUAGAGGAUCUGAGUGGCAAUGGAACAUUUUUAAAUCAAGAGUUACUUGGAUGUGGGAGGAGAUUACCUUUAACAAAUAAUGCUGAAAUUGCAAUUUCAUUAAAAACAAAUAAAGUUUUUGUAUUUACAGAUCUGUUAGCAGAUGAUCAGUCCGUUUUUCCAGCAGAGUUCAGAAACAAAUAUAUCAUGUCAAAGACCAUUGGAAGUGGAGCUUGUGGAGAAGUGAAACUGGCUUUUGAAAAAUCAACAUGCAAAAAGGUUGCAGUGAAAAUUAUAAGUAAAAAGAAGUUCUCUUUAAGUUCUUCAAGCCUCGACCAAUCCAUGUCGGUUCACACAGAAAUUGAAAUUCUAAAAAAAACAAGCCAUCCUUGCUUAAUUAAGAUUGAAGACUUCAUUGACUCUGAUGAUUAUUUCUACAUUGUACUGGAGCUGAUGGAAGGAGGUGAAUUAUUUGAGAAAGUAGCAAAAUCCAGGCUCAAAGAGUCAACUGUGAAACUGUAUUUUUAUCAAAUUGUUACUGCAGUGCAGUAUCUGCAUGAUAAUGGAAUCAUACAUCGUGAUCUGAAACUUGAGAAUGUCUUGCUCUCCUCAGUUAAUGAGGAAUGUUGUAUAAAGAUCACGGAUUUUGGGCAGUCCAAAAUUCUUGGUGAAACCUCAUUAAUGAGGACUUUGUGUGGCACACCUACUUACUUGGCUCCUGAGGUGUUAAACACGGCUGGGACAGGUGGAUAUAGUAGAGCGGUGGAUUACUGGAGUUUAGGAGUCAUUCUCUUUGUCUGCCUUAGUGGGUACCCACCAUUUUCCGAAAGUAACUGUAACAUACCUCUAAAAGAUCAGAUCACAGGAGGACUUUACAACUUUAUUCCAGCUGCUUGGGAACACGUGUCACAGCCAGCAUUGGAUCUAGUUAAAAAGCUGCUGGUUGUUGAUCCAGAGAAGAGACUCACAACAAAGAAAGCCUUGGAGCACCCCUGGCUGCAGGAUGAUGAAAUGAAGAGCAUUACUGAGCGGUUAAUGUAUGAUAUUGUUCAUCCAAUGCCACCUCCAUCACAGCAUUUUAUGAGUCGCAAACGUGGGCAUGAAGUGGACCCAGAUGCCAGUACUUCUACAUCUUCAGACACCUCAACAACCCAGUAUGAUAAGAGAACGAAAAAAGUGACGAAUUUAUGAAAUUGUAGCAUCUUUAUGUAAUAUUUGUAUUCUUUGUACAGUGAUCAGGUAUUACCAUUUUAAUUUUCAGCGUUCUCUGUAUGUUACUGCUGACACCACACAGAAAAUAGAGUAGCUAUGUUUGCUUCUUAGAGAAUUUUUAAAAAAUGUAGAUUCGUAGAAGAAAUUGUAUUAUUUGAUACCAAGAAAUCGUGCUUUGUGUAUGACCUUGUUCAGACAAACAUAAUGUGAGCGUGUUUCAGGGUCUGUAUUACAGAUCCAAAUCCGGGCACGACCCUGGGUAUAAUGAUUCCAACUCACAGCUCUUUGGGUUUUUAGGCCACUUGUUGGGUCGGGAUUUGCAGCUGCAGUAUAGACAUUAAAAAAGCAUAUUUUUGCUGCUGUCUGAGAGAGUCCUGCCUCUUCUUUUGUGGAAAAACAAAUCACAUGGCUGAAUAGUAGUUUGUAGUGCAGUUUUAGGGGUUGUUUGGUCUUGUGGAUGAGAAGUUGAGCAACUUUCUACCUGUACUUUAGUGUUUUACUUUAUUUCAGUUUUCAGGGUGUUUGCUGUCAGUGCAUAGAAAUAUACUUAGUUUUUUUUUUUUUUUUUAACUCAGUACGGUUUGGGUCAUAGCUGAGAGAAUGCUAUAGUCACAUGCAGCCUAGGAAACACUCCGUGGGCUUUUUAAAUCAGAAGAACAGUGAACCUAGAAUCCAAGAGGUUCAGAUCUAGAGUGACUCCGUUAUAGCAAACUCUGAGCUGUGAGAAGUAAAAGGAAUGUGUCAUCAGAAAAUAACCUAUAGUUUGUCA